Talaromyces marneffei is the source of this 2235-nucleotide messenger RNA. RefSeq lists its product as uncharacterized. The transcript has 10 exons. The record is from RefSeq and is a predicted model, not a curated record. Bases 1 to 2235 code for a protein of 744 amino acids. Gene Ontology annotation, molecular function: DNA-binding transcription factor activity, RNA polymerase II-specific; zinc ion binding. Gene Ontology annotation, biological process: regulation of DNA-templated transcription. Lineage: Eukaryota; Fungi; Ascomycota; Eurotiomycetes; Eurotiales; Trichocomaceae.
AUGGUGUUAGGGCAUAACCAAUAUCACCGAAAUCUCCAGGAGCAACAUUUUCUUGUGGAAGAACAGCCCCAAUUGCCGAUAGAGGCCUCGCAGUCUGCUGGAAAUGCCCCCGUUGUGCGAAGGAAAUUCGCCAAACCUCCCGUCAAGGUAGCCUGUUUGGCAUGCCGCGCAUCCCGCACCCGAUGCGACGGGCAGGAGCCAUGCUCAAGCUGCGCAAACAAAGGAAGGGCAUGUUCAUAUCUACCCAGCAAACGUGGAGGACCUCGAAAGAAAAAAUCCAGCGCUCCACCAUCCGACCCUGACGAACUGGCGCAAACCAGUCCAUGGGAUCCUCCUAUCGUGCAAAAUUCUCAUUAUGAAGAAGAUGGCGCCUUCAGUCAGAUCGAACCAUUGGCCUUGCCAGGAGCCGGGCUGAGACAUCUCGAUUUUAACCCUGAGGUGCAGGGCAUGUUUGUUGGAAUGUUCGCUCAUCCUGGAGAAGGCCACCACCCAGCUGUGCCUGUGUCACAAGUCUCUCUGGCUCCCGGAGGUAAGCAACCAACGGUCAGAGCGUACGGCAGUGAGCAAGACAUACUGAAUGCUUACUACGAAUUCAUUCACCCAUACUUCCCCAUCUUACCUCCACGCAUUGCGCAGCCGAGUCCGGAUCUCCCACUGGAAGAUGCGGGCUCACAUCCAAACUCCCCGUCCGACGAAGCUAGUCUAGCUUACCAACCAGUCUCUCCUCUUAGCUGCGCAAUAUCCGCGAUUCUUGCCCUAGUUCCGCUUCCCAAUAUCCCUGACUCGCCCAACGUCAUGCUGCGAAGAUCAUAUUCACAGACUUACGCCCGGUUAGCGACCAUGCGGAUUGAAGCUGAUGGUGAGCUCAUUGAUUCAGUAACCGAUCCUUCUCAGGCGCUGAAUUACGCCCGGCCAACGAUCAAUAGACCACCAUUUCAUCCUCAAGCGCCCGUUGAGCUGGAGAGUAUUUUGGCUUUACUUGUAUUGUCCAUUUACGAAUAUGCGCAACGCGGGAAUAUGAUGAAGAUGCGGUAUCGUGCUGGUCAGGCAUGGGUUUUGGCUAUGAAUCUUUCGCUUAAUGCGCUGGGACCGGAGCAGGAUGAAUUUACCGAAGCUAAGAGGAGAGCGUGGUGGAUGACUUACUUUUGUGUUCUUCAAGGAUCUAUCGUUAGCGUUACGCCUUGUCCUGUUAUGAUUAACGACACUCGAUUUACGACGCCUUAUCCUCAGUUUGCAUCGGAUCCAGAGGGAUGGUCGAUUCUCCUUCAAGCACAACAAGUCCUCAUCGCCUCCAAUCAGUUCGCCGUGGACCUCAACAGGUGUCUCAAGUCCCGGUCCAAUAUGCAGUGGAUAUACGAUCAGAUGAAGCAAUUGGAUGCAUGGACUUCGUCCUUGAUGACGCAGGCCAAUGCUCCAUCCAGCGUCCAGCGAUCAGGGGAUAUGAGCAUAGCUUCGGAAUUCGAUACAGCUGAGAGUAUUCGAGCCAUGUCGAGAAUCAAGCUUGCCAGUUCACAAAUCAGAAUGCACCAAUUUCGAGCCUUCUCCGAUCUUCCGGGCUUCAUCAAAAAGCAUUUUGACCUGGCACCUCAUGGUUCCAACGUGAACGAUCCGUUUCAUAUAGCAAAUAACGGCGAUAGCAACCCGCUGGAAUGUCAAUGCCAUCAAUUUCAUCCAAUGGGAAACGUCAUACCCACAGAAUACAACGGUCCAGCAUCGGAUACAUCAGCAGCGGCAGCUUCCGGGCCCGUACAUCCACACUACUGCUGGCUAGGUCCUGGGUUCCCAUUCAGCGCUCAGCAAUCAUCCGAUAUAUGUCUUCGAGCGGCUCUAAUGAUUUCACACAUGGUUGGAAGUUUGCCAUAUCCUGUUUUGCUGCGGCCCGGCGACCGUCGAGAUUCCACCAGACAUCCACCCUUUGGCGAUCCUGCAUUACUAGAUCCACGUACACAGUUCCCACGCACUAUGCCCUAUUAUGCUGCUUGUACUAUGCAGGGGAGCUACGCACUAUUGAUGCUCGUCUAUAAAACACGGGUUGCAAUAUCAAAAGACAGGACCGCCAACGUUCUAUACGAUGAAGGACACCAGUCUUCAGCAGACCAGAUGCUCGAUGGCUUGAGUAAUGGCCUAGAGCGUAUUGUUGGGGUUAUUUCCAAUUUCUCGAGGGCCUUUGAGGCGCUGAGCGGCAUGAGAGAAAACAUCGAAAGAGCGAUUCAUACGGCAUUUUCACAACCUUGA